This is a messenger RNA of Periconia digitata, 474 nucleotides long. Lineage: Eukaryota; Fungi; Ascomycota; Dothideomycetes; Pleosporales; Periconiaceae. The record is from the annotation of a GenBank genome assembly.
GUCGUGACCCACUCGGGACCUGGACGGCGGGCCCGCGUCUCGUGGCAUUUGGUGUCCUUCGCCCGAGUUGCUGCCUGCUCUCUGUAGGCUGCCGAGAAAAAUUGCAUGGAAGAUCCUGCUGUGUGGGUUCGUUUCUUUACCAGGGCCUUUCUGUCUGGACCGCAUGCCGAAUUCCAGCACUAUUGGGAUGGAAUUUGUCGCGAUACGAGUGGUUGCACUCCCGCGGGAGCAUCCUGAACUCCAACUCGUUGCUUUGAUCGAUGGUGGCCAUUGGGGCUGUGGCUUUUUGCGCUUGGUUUGUGUGAAAAAUCUGCAGAGGCCAAGAUGGAGAUGGAGAGCCGUAUGUUCUACAGGUCUGUGAAAACACGUCGCACCCCCGUCAACAAGAAUAAAGUUUGUACUUGAUGUAGAGUGAGCAAACAUGUUCCACGGCCUUGGUAAUCUUUCUGUCACGAUGUGCUUCAGGAUAACGUU